Molecule: messenger RNA, 1984 nt
Organism: Anthonomus grandis grandis
Lineage: Eukaryota; Metazoa; Arthropoda; Insecta; Coleoptera; Curculionidae
Product: exoglucanase B-like
Exons: 11
Coding region: 118-1965 (615 amino acids)
Biological process (GO): cellulose catabolic process
Molecular function (GO): cellulase activity
Source: RefSeq, a predicted model, not a curated record
AUUAAAUAAUCACACUUGAAAUUUGUUUUAAGUGGUAAAUAAAAUACUUGAAACACUUCCUAUAAAGCCCAACGUGAAAAAUAUUUUUUUAUUCUCCGAGUGCUUAUUUUGAAACAGAUGAAGCUUGUAUUGUCCAUCGUUUUGGUGGCAGGCCUUGUCACAGUACAGGCCGGCGAAUACACCCAAAGAUUCCUGGAGUUGUACGGUGAAAUUACAAAUUCAAAUAAUGGAUAUUACUCGAAAGAAGGAAUCCCUUACCAUAGUGUGGAGACGAUGAUGGUGGAGAGUGUGGAUUAUGGACACGAAACUGACUCCGAAGCUCUAAGUUACAACAUUUGGUUGAAAGCCAUGUACGGGGGAAUUUCUGGAGAUUUUUCUGCUUUUAACGAGGCCUGGAACGUGAUUGAGAAUUAUAUGAUUCCAGAAACCCAAUAUAAUACCGAUAAGUAUGAUCCUUCUGCUGCUGCGAGUACAUCCACUAUAACCGCUGGUAUAGAUCCCAUUGGUAACGAACUGAAAUCUUCUUAUGGGGAUAAUAAUCUUCGUGUGAUGCAUUGGUUGCUGGAUGUAGAUAAUAUUUAUGGUUUUGGAAAUACCCAGGGUAAUUGUGAACUAGGACCUUCAGCAAACGGACCCUCUUUCGUAAAUAACGGUGCUGGCUCUUUAUUCCAAGGCAUAACCUAUCCCACUUGUGACUCUUUUAAAUAUGGGGGUAGUAAUGGAUUUUCUUGGUACAGUUCAGUACCCAACUGGCAGUACAGCGCAGCACCUGACGCAGACGCCAGAUCCAUUUUAGGCGCCUACUGGGCUUCCCAAUGGGCCACCCAGCAAGGAAAACUGUCCGACAUUUCCAGCACGUUGUCCAAAGCCUCCAAGCUGGGAGACUACCUUAGGUACACUUUCUUCGAUAAACAUUUCAAGCAAAUUGGUAACUGCGUUGGCGGUACAGUAUGUCCAGCCGGUACAGGAAAAGACAGCGCCCACUACCUGAUAUCCUGGUAUAUAGGAUGGGGCGGUGCCAUAUCGUCUAAUGGAGGAUAUUCUUGGAGAAUGUGCAGUGGAGAGGCGCAUAGCGGAUACCAGAACCCCAUUACUGCCUAUGCCUUAGUAAAUGAUCCCAAUCUGAAACCCUCAAGUGCCUCUGCAGUAUCGGACUGGCAAGCAUCUCUCGAAAGGCAAUUAGAGUUCUACCAAUGGGUUCAGACCUCUGACGGUCCUUUAGGAGGAGGAGUUACUAACUCCUGGGAGGAAAGUUACGCAGACCCACCGGCGGCUGUCAAGGCAAAUACCUUUUAUGGCAUGUGGUAUAAGUCUCAGCCAGGUUAUGAGGGUGCCAGCGACUGGUUCGGUAUGCAAUCUUGGUCCAUGGAUCGUUUGGCACAAUAUUACUAUUUAACCGGGGAUUCUAGAGCACAAUCCGUUUUGGAAAAAUGGGUAAGCUGGAUAUUAACACAGAUUAAUGUGCAGACCAAUUACUUGACCACGCCGGUUUCUUUAAGCUGGACUGGAAAUACCCCUUGGGAUGCUAAAGCCAGUGUAUCUGGAUAUGGAAAUAUGAUUGGAAUUUCCAGUUCUAUAGCCAGAACCCUCACCUACUAUGCGGCUAAGUCCGGUAAUACUCAGGCCAAAUCAAUGGCCAAGCAAAUGCUUGAUAACAUGUGGCAGAACAACCGAGAUUCCAUUGGACUCUCUGUUACUACUAGUGUUGAUAGUUUGAGUCAGGUUACGACUAAGGUCUAUAUUCCUAUUUCCGGCUGGACUGGUGUUUACCCUAAUGGAGAGCAAAUAAAUGAAUCCUCCACCUUCUUGGACAUCAGAUCUUUUUACAAAAAUGACCCCAAUUGGUCACAAUUGCAGAACUACUUAAACGGAGGCUCCGCCCCAAAAAUAAAUUACCACAGGUUCUGGGAACAGGCCGAUAUGGCCUUGGCAUUGGGUGCCUACGGGUUACUUUUUAAUGAAUAAAAACCUAUUUUGUCUCUAA